Hymenoscyphus albidus is the source of this 375-nucleotide messenger RNA. The record is from the annotation of a GenBank genome assembly. NCBI's taxonomy places the organism in Eukaryota, Fungi, Ascomycota, Leotiomycetes, Helotiales, Helotiaceae.
AUGUACUGCCGUUUUUAUCUCUCAUCCCGAGAGGGGGCCGGCAGACAAACGAUUAGCCGAGACAUUGUGGUCAUGAGGAAAUCCCUUCAAGAUAAUGAGGAUUUAGAACCAUUCAAACCGGGACCACUCGUACAAUUCAUUACCAAGCUCACCGUGCCUCUACUGGAGUUGACAAACUUCGAUUCCGGGUGGGUAAGGGCCGUUAGUCAGCCGGUGUUGAUUCGCUGUUGAGUUCCAAGUUCUGCAGUUGAUACCCACCCGCAGUCCCAUUUCAUGUACGCGUAUGCGCCAAAGUGGCCAACCAAAAACAUACCCAGGACCCCAGGAGCACCCGCAUAUAAACCCAAGUGCCACCACCGAAUAGAAGAGCGUUAA